AUGCAAUCAGUAUCGCAGGCCCAACGAGGCUAUUCACAACGGCGCGCCGAUGACAUUACUUCGCAAUCAUCCAACGGUCAGAAUCGACCCAUGUCGCCAAAUGGAGUGUCAUCCAGAGCCUCGACAGCUUCCAUCAAGUCGUCGCAGAGCGCCAGCACCCGCCGAUCGGCUCGAGAGACUGCAACUUCAAGCUCCAGUGUCCCACUGUCGCAAAUCGAAAAGAGUGUCACCCAUUUACUCGUCGCUACCAAGCAGCUCCUCGAAACUCUCACACAAUGGUCUCGCGGCCAUGCGACCGACACUCAAGUCUCCGAUGUCUAUGUUCGUCUAGGCUACGAAUUCAAUAUGGCCUGUCGUGCCUUUACCGCCAUAAAUGUCGACACAUCCGACCUCGGCAACGUUCCUGAUCUGCUUCGAAGCAUUCUUGAAUCGACCCUGAGCCAAGAAGCCAGUGCUGAAAGCCUCGAACGAUACUUGCCACGCAUUAGAGAUAUCAUCAUCAACCUGCUCCAUGGUCUGAAGCGGAAGCAGCAGCGUCUGCGUCAACGACAGGCCCGAGACAGGGAAGGCAGUGGCGGCCUCCCCGAGCGUACGACGAGUAUGAGCACCAUCACAAGUGGAAGUAGUGGAGGCCUUACCAACAUGCUCGAUGAGGGUCUCGAGUCCGGAUACAAGCAAGAACAGCCUCGUUCAGAGGAACCCACGCCGCCAGGCCCUAGUUCUUCUCCCAGCCGUCGAUCCAAUGCGCCACGAGAGCCACCUCGUAAUCCUUUUCAAGCGAAUCGUUCACCCAUUCAGAAUGCGCCUUCUAUACCACCGCCUUAUCCCAGCGAUGAGGGCCAAAUGCCUUCUGGACCUUCUUCAGAAGUAAAUAUCGAAGCUUUUCCGCCUCCUCCACCGCCGCCCCCGGAGCCCCAGUCAAGCGCACUCGCGGCGUUGCAAAAGGGAGGUGAUUUGGAAAGACGAGCUUCACGACGUUACUCACAAUACCAAAUAUCGAAACACCUUGGUGCUGCCAAUGCAGUUCCUAUACUGCCGCAUCAAAACUCCCCUAUACCCAACCGCGGCCGCAAGGAAGCACGAGAAUCGUUGCAUGCGGUCCAGAAACGCGAGUCCGUAAGGCACAGUCGUCAUCAGUCAAACCAGUCCAAGUCUGCCUCCUCGCCAGCUCCAAUGAUAAGUGAGGAACGUUCUACGGAAACCAGAAAUGGAGUCGAUAGCCCCAUGGCUCAAACUCCCGAGGAUAAGUACGCCCCAAGCGCUACCUUAUCCAGCCCGCCCCCCGGGCCUCCGCACUUUUUGGAUGAGCCUAGAACAGCCGAACCAGAACGAAAAGUAACUGAGCGGCCCGAACACUUGCCCGCUGUCCCAGAACCAAAGGCCGAUUCGUAUUUUCAAGUCUCGCCACCACCCACCCCAACCAAAGACUUGACUCUGUUUCUUCAGUACAAGUCCAAGGUCAAAAAGAUUUUACUGCCAGAGGGCAGAAGUGAGCUCUCUAUUGGACGACUGCAGCUCGCAUUCAUCGAAAAGUUCUCUUGGAAUACACAGCAUAACGGUACUGAUCUGCCCGAAAUCUACAUCCAGGACCCUGUUUCAGGUAUUCGACAUGAAUUGGAGGACCUUUCCGAUGUGAAGGACCGGACUGUCCUCGUUCUAAACAUAGAAGCUCUAGACGAGGUCAAGCGUCACAUCGACGAUGGCAUCUCAGGACUGACUAAAAUUGUGCAGGACGUUCAGCACAAUAUUCAAAAUCAGGCGGCGACACUACAACAAGUUUCGGAUAGGCAACAGGAAACUGCCGACGAGGUCGCUCGCUUGGCUCUGGCGCCGCCCGGUGCUGUGCAAUCUGCCGACGGAUCCAAGGGCGUUGUCAGCACCGGACCUAGGCUUGGCGCAAGCCACGUUAGGCAGAUCCAGACUUUCCGCCGCGACAUUGCGGUAUUGCGACAAACGUAUUCGAAUUUUCAGUCCACAAUGGAAGCCUCUAUUUCUGCUGUGCGCCAGAAGGCUGCAAGCGUCAAAUCAGUAGCUGCGACCGCUUCUCAGCCUGAUUUGGAUGGGGAUCCCGGAUACUCAUAUGUCACGAAUGGCCGCAAGAAGCUCAAUGCCGAUUCUGACCGGUUGGUUGGCAAGGUGGAUGAUCUCCAGGACCUUAUCGAGGACAUGCGCAAAGACGUGGUCCACAGAGGUGUCAAGCCGCUACCGCGCCAGCUCGAGUCUGUCAGCAAUGAUAUUGCCGAGCUCACCAAGGCUCUCAAGACCAUGGAAGACUACAUGACUGAGGAGAAGCCUGUUUGGACCAAGAUAUGGGAAAAGGAACUGGAAGAUGUGUGCCAGGGCCGCGAUGAGCUGCGCCUUAUGGAGGAUUUGAUGGUUGAUCUACGUGAUGACCUGGAGAAGGCUACAGAAACAUUUGCCCUUGUCGAGCAAGCUAUGAAGGAGCAGAUGAAGGACAGCGGCGCCGGAGCCAACCCAGGGACGUCGCGCAUUCUCGCCAAGGGUCUGAGCAACCUUGGCAACAGCCUCAAUCAGAAUGCCGCCAAGGAAGGUGUACUGGGUGAAGUGCGCGCCCUGCAGCCCAACCACGAAAACCGACUGGAUGCGAUUGAGCGUGCGGCGAAGCUCCGUCAAAAGGAUCUUCAGAACCGCAGCGGCAACGAGCUCCAGCGCGAAAUUGCCGCGUUUGUGAGCGAAGGCAAGCUUAAAAAGUCGGGCGGCUUUGAGGAGGUUGAGAGGGCGAGGCUGGCCAAGGACGAAAAGAUUCGUCGCGAGGUCUGGGAGCGCAUGAAUGGCAUCGUUGCAGAUGAUGAAGGCGAGUACGAAGACGAAGAUGAAGAUGAAGAAGAGGAGGAGGAGGAGGAGGGGGAGGAGCUUGAAGGGGUUGAGGCUUUUGAAGAUGCCGAGACUGGCGUGGCGCCGGCCGAAGGCGCAGAGGCGGAAGGCUCGGCGCGCCACUCAGGAGGCUCGACUCGUCACUCGGGAGGCUCGGCGGGCACGCCUACGAAUAAGGAGUAA
Molecule: messenger RNA, 3018 nt
Organism: Beauveria bassiana ARSEF 2860
Lineage: Eukaryota; Fungi; Ascomycota; Sordariomycetes; Hypocreales; Cordycipitaceae
Product: actin interacting protein 3
Exons: 2
Coding region: 1-3018 (1005 amino acids)
Biological process (GO): establishment of cell polarity
Cellular component (GO): cytoplasm; cell tip
Molecular function (GO): cytoskeletal regulatory protein binding
Source: RefSeq, a predicted model, not a curated record